UCCUAAGAUGUUUAAGUUUUCAUCACUCUCACUCCCUUUUUUACCCCCAAAAAAUUUGAUUUUCUGCUAAGAAAAUUCCCUUUUCAGAAACCCUUCCACUCCUUCAACUGCCUCCUCCGAACGCUUCUACGAACAGUAAUGGGGGAUACGAAGAACGAGGCGUACGAGGAGGACCUUCUUGACUAUGAAGACGAAGAAGAGAAGGAGCCUGAAGGUGCUAAUAAAGUCAACGGUGAAGCUGUCAAGAAGGGUUAUGUUGGAAUUCACAGUUCAGGAUUCAGAGAUUUUUUACUGAAGCCAGAACUUCUUCGGGCUAUAGUGGACUCUGGAUUUGAGCACCCUUCUGAAGGUAAUAUUUUAAAUCGUAAUCUUCUUUUGGAGAACUAUUAUACGUUGGUAAAUCUCUCAAAGGUUUGUUUUACUUACCGUUGGACCUCUAUUUUCUUUGGUUCGCCACCAGUGCAACAUGAGUGUAUACCUCAAGCUAUACUUGGAAUGGAUGUGAUUUGUCAAGCUAAAUCUGGAAUGGGAAAAACUGCUGUAUUUGUUCUAUCUACCCUGCAGCAGAUUGACCCUGUUGCCGGGCAAGUUUCUGCACUUGUCUUAUGUCAUACAAGGGAAUUAGCAUACCAGAUAUGCAACGAAUUUGAAAGGUUUAGCACCUACCUACCCGAUCUAAAGGUUGCUGUCUUUUAUGGUGGCGUCAACAUAAAAGUUCACAAGGAUCUAUUGAAGAACGAAUGCCCUAGUAUUGUUGUUGGUACACCUGGAAGAAUACUUGGAUUGGCUAGGGAUAAGGACCUUUCUUUGAAGAAUGUUAGACAUUUCAUUUUAGAUGAAUGUGAUAAGAUGCUAGAAUCUCUGGACAUGAGAAAAGAUGUGCAAGCUAUUUUCAAGAUGACACCCCAUGAUAAGCAAGUUAUGAUGUUUUCUGCAACGCUCAGCAAGGAAAUACGUCCUGUCUGCAAAAAAUUUAUGCAAGAUCCAAUGGAAAUUUAUGUUGAUGACGAAGCAAAGUUGACCCUUCAUGGACUUGUGCAGCACUACAUCAAAUUGAAAGAGGAGGAGAAGAACAGGAAGUUGAACGACCUUCUUGAUGCAUUGGACUUCAAUCAAAUUGUUAUCUUUGUGAAAAGUGUUAGUAGAGCAGCGGAGCUGGACAAACUGCUUAGAGAAUGCAACUUCCCAUCUAUUUGCAUUCAUUCUGGAAUGUCUCAAGAAGAAAGGUUAAAACGAUAUAAAGGUUUUAAGGAGGGUCAUACAAGAAUUCUAGUUGCAACAGAUUUGGUUGGUAGGGGUAUCGAUAUCGAACGUGUGAAUAUAGUUAUAAACUAUGACAUGCCGGAUUCUGCUGAUACGUACUUGCACAGGGUUGGCCGCGCUGGACGAUUUGGAACCAAGGGCCUUGCAAUUACAUUUGUUUCAUGUUCCACUGAUGUUGAUGUUCUCAACAAUGUUCAAUCCAGGUUUGAAGUUGAUAUAAAGCAGCUUCCUGAGCAGAUUGAUACAGCUAGCUACAUGCCAUCCUAGGAAGAGGCUGAAAGGGAUAAUGCAUGAACAGCAUGGGUGGUAGCUUUUGUAGAUUAAUCACAUUUCUCAGUUUGUCGACAAUUUAAUUGACUAUUCCAUUGUGGAGUCCGUAGUUUUAUAGAUUUUUGAGGGAAUUUUAUGGUUGUUAGAGUGGUAUAUCGGUGUUAUGGUUUUGCCGUUGACGGCUUAUGGAUUUAUCGAUAUUUAUUUAUUGUAUUAUGGUUAUACAAUAUUGUUGCUGUUUAAUUGAUUGGAAAUUUAAUAUUAUUGUUGGGUGAAAUUGGUUCA
Messenger RNA from Vigna umbellata (rice bean), 1818 nucleotides. The record is from RefSeq and is a predicted model, not a curated record. NCBI's taxonomy places the organism in Eukaryota, Viridiplantae, Streptophyta, Magnoliopsida, Fabales, Fabaceae.